AAAUAAUCAAUUGAUAGUCGGCGUCAGCGUUGGAUGUUAACGGGACAUUACUGGUGCUCGAUAUCAAAAAGGUUGCGAAAUUUUAAGAAAAAAGUCGCAUAUAUUAAAAACUAAAGAAGAGCAGCUCCGGCUACGAUGAUGAGAAAAUGGGUUUACAUUUUUGUUCUGGGAAUAAUGAUGCCAAAGUAUUCGAUUGCGGCGACAGGACCGAAAUUCGAUGAAAUUGUAGAACGUUUUGAAUACCAGUUGGCUGAAACCGGUAAUCUAACCGGAAAUGAUUCCGAAAUGAAAUUGGAGUUUCUGGUUAUCGGAAGAUCGGUUUCAUGGACCGAAGCAGAAGAACUCUGCACGUCGUAUGUGAAGCGGAAAUUCAAGCGGAAUAUAUUGGAUUGGGAUCACAACGAUGAGACCGACGGAGACGAAGACGGUUUGAAUAAUAAUUCCGAUGAUGCCGAAGACGUCCAAGGAAAUGGGCAUUUAGCUACCAUAGAUUUUAACAAUCUUGCAAAGUGGCUUGCCCGGAAACUCGCAGAAUCCAAUUACAGGUACGACGGACUUUGGAUAGGAGGUCACAGGAAAAGUGGUGAUGAUACUUGGAGGUGGAUUGGUGUCCACGAAAAUGAGGAUAAUUACAUAAUUCCAAAUAAUUUAUCGAAAGCCGAUUGGCCGCCGUGGUUCAAAGACGAUCACCGCAGAAAUUCCGAAAAUUCUAACGAAAAUUGCCUAGCAUUCGAUAAACAGGGACACGAUAAGCCACUCUUUGUUAAGGAGGACUGUCAUCUUCGAAGACCCUUCAUUUGUCAACGAAUUACUAGACGAGACACGCAACAUAUGCUCAGGGAAGGAAACGAUGUGACGGUAAACAAUCGGCGUUACAUUCUUUACCAUUUCCCAAGCGAUGAAGAUGGAGAUAAUUCUCAAAGUCGAAGAUCGGUACAGAAGCUCAAUGGAGGUGGCGUCAAAUGGAGGGACGCUCUUCUGGAAUGUCAUCGCCGUGGACAGGAACUAGCCGUGGUACCUUCAAAUGAAGCUGCUGCGGCCAUUGCGGAUAUCAUGUUGAAAAGCAGACCAUCAAUGGAAAGUGCCUGGCUUGGGGGCUGGAGCGCCGAAGGUUCGGAGUGGACGUGGGUGUCUUCUGGAGAAUCCCUACCAUCUGAGAUAUCACCAUUGACCAGCUAUCCCCCUUGGUUCACGGAUCACCGUGAAGACAACGCUCUGGGGAGGCUGAAUACCAUCAGUGAAUACUAUGCAAAGAGACCCAGGUGUCUCGUUUUGGACAGACAUUCUUGUCCAUUAAACGUGAAUCCAGUAUUUAUUGACUUGGAUUGUGAAAAGCGAAGGCCGUUCGUUUGCCAAACUGUUCGACGGGACAUGCCAAGAAUCAGAGUCGCGAAUUUGGUUCUAGAAUUUACAAUCAAUGGUCGUGUCAUGAGGUUCUCUAAGACCAGGAUGACUUGGGGCGAAGGGAAAACUUAUUGCGAAGAAAUAGGAUAUGCUAUGGCGAGAGUUAGUGAUAAGAAAACUCUAGAUGCUGUUUUAGAGCAGAUGACCAAGUUGUCCUUAAACCACAUAUGGGUCGCUGGUCGUACACGAAAAAUCGAUGGGGAAUGGAGAUGGUCAGAAAUGAAUGAGGACGGUGGUUUCGAUUCCGAUUCACAAAGUAGCUGGUGGUGCUCUGGAGCCGAUAACCAAUCGCGGUCCGUUGCAAAGGCUGAUCUGUGCUUGAAUUUAGAUCGAGAAGGUCGAGAUAUACCUCUUUUUUACGGAUUGCCGUGCAACGAAACGAAACAAUACGUGUUAUGCGCUCAAAGGGAACCCCGAACCCGACAAGCGAUCAAACUUAGCGACCAAUCGAGUCCGCCUAAAGCUCCGGUACCUUCACAUCUCCUCUCUUUUACCAAGAAAGUCCGUGUCGCCGGAUUGGCGACCCGACGACUCAACGAAAAACUCAAUGGAGUCGGAAAGGAAAUUGACACUGAAUUGAUCGUCGAUCAUAGUGACGGUAUUGGCAACGUAUAUAACGAUCAGGAAUCAUUGGGGAACAAUGGUACCAAGAUGAAUAGGUCAUCUAAUGCAUCGAUUAUCAAUUAUAGAUACGGACCAAUUAUUUCAACAUCAACAGUACCGGCACUUGUGAAGAAAACGCCGUUCAAUGAAAGCAAAAGUUUAAAUGAAACUGAAAACUUGGGUGACUUGGGUUCCACACCCGUUUCUGCGAAUAAUUCUCGUCAGUUAGUUCAAAAUUCAGCGAACGUGGAAAAUAGAAAUUCUUUCGAAGAGUCGGCUUCCGAUGCAGCUUUGAAUGCCACACGUAGUGAUAUGGUAGUCGACACGAUGAUGCCAACGACCGAUAAUGAUGUAUAUUUGACGACAGAAUCUCCCAAAAAUCUGUUAGCACCUGAAGACCACAACGUGACAAAUCCUGGAACCACCUCUGCGGUAAUUCGGCCUACGGGCGAUGGAGUGAAGGUAGCGGAUUUGGACGAGGAAACCAAAAAAUUAUUGAGGAUGAAUGGAUACGAUUUGACUAAUACUGACGUGAUUUUGGGGCUGGAAAUGGAACUAGUUCAUCUGCCUGUAAACGAAUCGAACGUUACUGAACACUCGUUAUUUCGUGGAAGCGUAGAGAAAUUGGAACCCAAUGAAGAUAAUCUUGGACCGCUCGAGGUUUUGGGCGAUUUAAAAGAAUCUACUAAUCAGACCUUAGGUAGGCUGGAGCAGAAAGAAGUGGACCUCUCUAGUAAUGUAACAAAAUCGAAUGAUGAAGAUUUGAAAAAUUCAAAAGCAGACGGGGUUUAACAAUUUAAAAAAACCGGAAAUUUUGUAGAAAUUCAUGAUAAUUAGAAAAGGAAUUCUCAACUGACUUUGUUUUAUAGGUGGGUAUAUAAAACUAUAGAGCUAGCGACAAUAAAAAAUUAGUGUUUUAGAUGCGUAGAAAGUUAUAAUCGAAAAGGUAACGUAUCGAUGUAACGUAUUAUUCGUAGAGUUAACAUAAUUAUUAGAUACCUUCACUCAAGUGUCAAUAAGAUUUUUUUUGCGGUGUAAAGUAUCGUAAUUAUGUAGCAGAAUAUUGUCAAUAUAUGCUGUAACGUAAAAUAAAUAUUACAUGCAUUCUCUAUCGAAGAAUCUGCAUAGAGAAAAUUCAA
Molecule: messenger RNA, 3146 nt
Organism: Athalia rosae (coleseed sawfly)
Lineage: Eukaryota; Metazoa; Arthropoda; Insecta; Hymenoptera; Athaliidae
Exons: 7
Coding region: 136-2799 (887 amino acids)
Biological process (GO): biological process involved in interspecies interaction between organisms
Cellular component (GO): external side of plasma membrane
Molecular function (GO): carbohydrate binding
Source: RefSeq, a predicted model, not a curated record